CUUUUGUACUAAAAUUUCUCCCUAUUUGAUCAAAUUUUCAAUUUAUACAUCUUACGUUAAAAAUGAUUCAAAUGAUUUUAUUAAAAUUAUUUAUAAUAUUUCAUACAUGCUAUCGAACAUCUGGUAAUCUUAAAAAGGAUUUAGAUAUAGCAUGGGCUGAAUUUGAUAAACAUUUAAAAUGUGAUCACUUACAGUAUAUUGGUUACUAUAAAGGAAUGGAAGAUGAUAUGGACAUGCAUUCUAAAAUAAAAAGACAAUAUUUAUCUGCAAUAAAUAAUAUUAGAAAUUGGCAUGGUGUUGAACCUUUAAAACAAAAUAAUGAAUUGGAUGUUUUUGCACAGUCAUGUGCAAAUUAUAGAGCUAGAACAGGACAAUGUGAUAAAUUCAAUUCAGUUUUUGGAAUAUUGAUCACAUCUUCUAGAGUUUCUAAUGACGCAGGAAAAAAAGUACCUUAUGAAUUAUAUAGAAAUAUUGAUAAAGACGGUGAGCCUUUUGAUUUUGAAGCAAAUGAGGAUGAAAUGAUUAAAAAUGAUAAAAAAAAUUGGUUUGGACCUAUAACUACAAUGAUUUGGAAAAAUGCCAUUAACAUAGGAAUUGGUGUGGCAAAAAAAAAUGAAAUUAUAAUUGAUGGUGAAAAAGUAGAUGGAAAAUUUUAUGUUAUUGUAGCAGUAAUACAUCCUAUGCCAUGCAUAUUGGGAAAAUAUAAAGAAAAUAUAACACCUAGAAAUCUUGAAAUCAUGAUACAUGAUGGUUACUUCGAAUUUCUUCAGGAAACAAAAAAACGCGACCAAAAUGUAAUUAAAUACGAACUCGAGUCAUAUGUCCGAAAACUUAUGAGAUCUUCUUCAAAAAAAAAUCUCAUUAUCGAAAAGAAAGAAAACUAAAUGUUCAAUAGAUUAUUACUUGGUUUUUGAUGAUUAACAAAAACCAAUUAAUAUUAAUAUCUAAUUAUAACUACUUUAAUCUUUGUGAAAAAUUGUCCAUCACAUUAUUAUAAUUUAACGAUUAAAAUUAAAAUUUCUCAAUUUAUAUGUUAAUGAUUCUUUAAAAAAAAAAAAUUCUAAAAAGCUAAAAAUAAGACUCUGAAUAACUCUAAUAACUUAUUUGUAAUAUGCAUUCUUUUAACACGUGUAUGUUAUUUAAAUUCAUGCGUUCGAUUUGUGUUUUAUAGUUUUGUUAAAAAAUCACAAAUCGUAUUUACUUGAACACAUUGCCCUUAAAAAUUUUUUUAAUUUUUUUUUAUUAGAAAUAUACAAUCUGUACAAUGAGCACUAUAAGCAAAUACGAUAAGAGUAGAAAAAUUUACAUGAAUACAUUUUGAUGGAAGAAACUAUUCAUUAGUGACACUUCCCAUGAUUUUUUUUUUUUUUUUUUUUUUAAAUUUAUAUUUUAUAUUUCCAAUGACUUAAUUAUAUUAAUAUUAAUUGAUAUUAUUAAAAUGAAGAUCACGGCACCACUUACGUUUUAAACGUCUGGGUGGGUCUCCAGGUAUGGACAAGGUUGAGAGGUUUUUUAUUAGGAGAUUAUAGUGGGAGAGUAAUUUAAUGUGGAAUCUUUUAUAGUAGAAGAUGGCUUCUUCGUGGACUGUUUUUAAGUUAAGGUCGUUAUGGAGUGUAUAAUUAGAGAUAUAAGGAGGUGCAUUGAUUAGUUUCUUAAGACAAUAUUUUGAAAGCAUUGAAUUUUAUUGGUAUUGAUUUUUUAGCAUUGCCCCAUAACUGAAGUCCGUAAGUCUAUAUGGGCUUUAAAAGAGAUUUAUAAAUUAGAAGUUUAAUAUUAAUGUAUGUAAAUUUAUUGUUUAUGAUUAAUGUUUUAAGUAACCGCAGAAGGCUAUUUAAAGACGAGCGUUUAAUUUUAAUGUGCUGAGCCCACGUGAGCCGUUUAUCUAAUGUGAGACCAACAUACUUGACCGAGGAAGAGGAGGGAAUUUAUACUCUAUAUAGGGAGACACCAGGACAAGGGAGAAGUCUUAGAGUAAAGGUAGUAUAAACUGAUUUUGAUUGAUUAAUUUUAAAUCUCCAUUUUGUGUACCAGUCUUCCAUUAGGUAUAGAUGAUUCUGCAAGUUGUCGGAUGCAAUUUGAGUGUCAGAGUUACAAGACAAGAUAGUUUUGUCGUCAGCAUAAUCUGCAAUAAUGGUGUUAGGAGUUGUGGGUUGGUCUGAGGUAUAGAUAUUAAAAAGGAUUGGAGAUAGGCUACCUCUUUUGGAACUCCCGCAUUUAGAGAGGCUACAUCAGAUACUGAAGAACCAAGACGUAUUUGGAAAAAACGAUCUGUUAAAUAAGAUUUAAAAAACAGGUAGUAAGAGGGAUGCAAACAUUUUUUUAAUUUAUAUAGCAGCCAACGUGCCAACCCUUAAAAAUUGGACAAAUUUCUCUUGUCUCCAUUAAAUGUGGGACAUCCUCAAACAAAUGUUGAUUUUAAAACGUUUUUGUUGUUUUUUUUGUAAAAUUACUAUAACUCUUUUAAAAAAUUAACGAAAUCAAAACAAUUUUUUUUAUAUAAUUACCUUAGGUAUUUCCCUUUCGUUUUGUAUAAAUUAUUUGAAAAUCUAACCCUUUAACUGCCCAGAGAGAUGGAUUCAAAAUAGCAACAUUUGGACAAAAAUUUAUCUUUUUGAACUAAACUUUUGAAAAUGUUACGGGAUUACUCCGAGUAUUAAACAUAUGUUAAUAAAAGAUACAUAUACUUUUAUAUCUUUUAUGUACUAUUAGUUCAAAAAAAAAAUUGUUCUGGCGACUUAUAAUAUCUGUUGUAUUUAAUAUUCAUACUACUUUUGUGUUAAAAGUUUUGAUUUCAUAUUUUAUUUUUUCGACUUUAUAUUGUUAUAAAUUUUUGAAAAAUGUGUAGAUCAAGAUAAAAUUUAUUUUAUAAAUACUUUAUAUACAGGUUGGCCCACCACUCACUGACAACUUAAAUAACUUUUGAUCCAGUUAAUAUUUUUACUUGAUUUUUUUUUUAAAUAAUAGUUAUA
Daktulosphaira vitifoliae (grape phylloxera) is the source of this 2969-nucleotide messenger RNA. RefSeq lists its product as uncharacterized. The record is from RefSeq and is a predicted model, not a curated record. The coding region runs from base 63 to 884 and encodes 273 amino acids. The transcript has 4 exons. Lineage: Eukaryota; Metazoa; Arthropoda; Insecta; Hemiptera; Phylloxeridae.